Armigeres subalbatus is the source of this 5175-nucleotide messenger RNA. RefSeq lists its product as uncharacterized. The transcript is spliced from 2 exons. Lineage: Eukaryota; Metazoa; Arthropoda; Insecta; Diptera; Culicidae. The coding region runs from base 1 to 5175 and encodes 1724 amino acids. The record is from RefSeq and is a predicted model, not a curated record.
AUGUCGGAGGAUGUGGAUUGGGUCCAAUGUGGGAAAUGUAGGCAAUGGGCUCAUUUCUCCUGCGCUGGCGUAGACCAGGAGGUUGUGAAAGCCGAUUGGCGCUGUCAAGUGUGUGUUUCCGCUAGUGCGCAGCAGCUGAAGGUUCCGGACACGAGAAGCAAGACGCGAGGUGGCAAGAAGACCGGCCAAAAAGGCGAUGGAGGGUCCGAUCAGGGAGUUAGUUCCGAUGCAGAUCCGGCUGAGAAGCAGUUGGAAGAGGAACAACUCGCCAAGGAGAAGGCCUUUGCAAAGCAGAUGGAGGCGCGGAAGAAGCUACUCGCCAGGCAGAAAGCGUGGAAGCAGGAACAGCUGAGGCAAGAACGAGAAAUGCGGGAACUGGAGCUCCAAGUACAACGCGAGAUAGAAGAGCAGCAGUUGCAGCAAGAACAGGAAAUGUUGGACGCUCAACUGGCUGCGGAGAAGGAAUUUUUGGAGAAGCGAGACGCGAUCCGGAAGAAAUUCGACAACAGCGUCAAGAGGGUGAAUGCGUCCAAGGACGAAGAUGGUGCUGUCGGUGGGAGGUCGAAAAGUGAACCGGACCAGGCGGUAGAGGAGUGGCUGCAACAGUCAAGGAAGACAAACACGCAGCAGUCGGUCUCGGAUGUCAGGGGAGCUUUUCCGAAAGGUGGAGUUCCACUGGGAGCAGGAGUGGUUAUCAAGGCGAACAAAACGAAGUCGAUGAAACCGGUAAAGGAAGUGCCUGAAAUCGUCGAGAACGAGCCAGAGUCCAGCGAAGACGAAAGCAGCAAGUCGUUGGAUUAUCCAGCGAAAAGCCGUCACAGUCAGAGCCGGUAUGGCAGCAUGCAGAGUAGUCAUGAUUCCGACGGGCCGGGGCGUGAUAUUGGCCAUAUCUCGAAACAGCAGCUAGCCGCUCGGAAAGCGGUGUCCCAGUACCUUCCGAAGCUUCGUGGAGAGCCGGAAGUCUGGCCGCUGUUUAUCAGUAGCUUCGAGCACACGACGGCGGCGUGCGGGUUCACGAACUUGGAGAACUUGAAGCGGCUGCAGGACUGUCUACAGGGAGACGCACUCGAGGCAGUCAGGAGUCGGCUAGUGCUGCCGGAUUCGGUUCCGGAUGUUAUUUGCGAUCUGAGGAAUCUUUUCGGAAGGCCGGAAAAGUUGCUGAAGACGCUGCUGACAAAAGUGAGGAAUUCUCCUGCGCCGAGAGGAGAUCGGCUGGAGACCUUCAUUAACUUCGGGAUUACGGUGAAGCAACUGUGCGAUCAUCUUGAAGCUGCACAGCUCAGAGACCACCUGAACAACCCGAUGCUGGUACAGGAGUUGGUGGACAAGCUACCACCAAGCUAUAAGCUGGACUGGGUCCGGUUCAAGCGUGGAAAAAUUGACAGUCCACUAAGGAUGUUCUCGAACUUCACCACCGAAAUCGUUUCGGAUGUGUCCGAGGUUACGGAGUUCACAAUGUUGUCAGUGAACGAGCGAGCGCGUCCUGGGAGAGAGAAUCCUAGGAAGAAGGAGUUUGUGCAUAUGCAUGAAUUUGCACAGAAGCGGAGCGAAGGAUCGCGGAUCGAGGCAGUCAGUCGGCCGUGCUGGAUCUGUGAGCGGACGGAUCAUUUGAUCAGAAAUUGCGAUGAGUUCCGGCGAAUGAAUAUCGCCGAAAGGCUUAGAGAGGUGGAGAGGCAGAAACUGUGUGGAAUCUGCCUAAACAAACAUAGUAAUAGUCGCUGCUCGUCGAAGAUACGGUGCGUGGUGCGAGGUUGUCAAGGAAACCAUCAUCCUCUGUUACAUCGCGUGGAAAGAUCUGUGCAAUUGCAGAAAGCGAUAUCUGACUGCACAGUGAUUUUCCGUAUGAUGCCGGUAACGCUACACGUCGGCAAGCGUCAAUACGACACCGUCGCGUUCCUGUACGAAGGGUCAUCUGCGACUUUGGUCGAUGAUGUGGUAGCCAAACGAUUGAAAGCUGAAGGUUCACUGGAGCCGUUGUUGAUAGUAACGUGGACCGGGAACAUCGACCGCCUCGAGAACGAGUCCCGUUGCGUAGAGAUGAUGGUGGCAGCAAAGGGCUCGAAGGAGAAGUUUCCGCUGCUCAUCACUCGGACAGUAUCGGAGUUGCAGUUAACCAAACAGAAUUUUCGAUACGCAGAGGUAGUGAAGCGGUACACACAUCUUGUGGGCGUGCCAGUGAAAGAUUUUCUGUCCGGGAUGCCGACCAUCCUCAUCGGUUUGGAUAACCUACACCUGCUUGCGCCGCUGGAGUCACGUGUUGGUAGACCGAACGAACCGAUCGCCGUGCGAUCGAAGAUGGGUUGGACAAUAUAUGGGUCCGAAAAACGUAGAGCCAGCGUUCAUACAUACCUGAAUCUUCAUUCUAUCGCGACGGUGAGCAAUCAGGAGCUCCAUGAUUUGAUGCGGGAGCAGUAUGUGCUGGAAGAAACAGCGGGUGCAUCGUUCGCUGUGCCAGAACCGUUGGAAGAGAAGCGUGCUAGGGAGAUCCUGGAGGCGACAACACAGCGAGUGGGCCAUCGGUUCGAAACUGGACUGUUGUGGCGCAGCGAUGUCCGGAAAUUCCCCGAUAGCUACUCAAUGGCUAUGCAGAGAAUGCAUGCACUCGAUCGGAAAUUAGAAAGGAAUCCAGUGCUGAAGGAGAAUGUGUGUCGGCAGAUCGAGGAGUACCAGCAGAAAGGAUACGCGCACAAAGUAACCGACGCAGAGUUGAUGGAGACAGCUCAAUCUGCUGUGUGGUACCUGCCCCUCAACGUCGUGGUGAACCCACGAAAGCCAGGCAAAGUGCGCCUGGUAUGGGAUGCAGCAGCAUCAGUGAAUGGCAUUUCCCUGAAUUCUGAGCUGCUCAAAGGUCCGGAUAUGUUAGUUCCCCUUCCGCGAGUGAUCUGCCAUUUCCGAGAACGCCCGAUCGCCUUUGGAGGCGACAUCCAGGAAAUGUAUCACCAAAUCCGCAUCAGAUCAGAGGACAAGCAGGCGCAGCGAUUCCUGUUUAGGUCAGGUAGCGAAGAGGCUUCACAGAUAUUCGUGAUGGACGUGGCGACUUUCGGAUCCACGUGUUCGCCCAGUUCAGCGCAGUACGUGAAGAACGUCAAUGCGAAGCAAUUUGCGAAGAGGUACCCGGAAGCAGCAGAUGCAAUAGUCAAACGUCAUUACGUGGACGAUUACUACGACAGUGUGGACACCGUGGAAGAAGCGAUCCAGAGAGCCAACGAAGUGAGAUAUGUUCAUUCGUGUGGCGGUUUUCGAAUUAGGAACUGGGUGUCUAACUCCAAUGCGUUCCUGCAGGCGGUUGGCGAGCAAAGCGGUGAGUCGGCAGUACACUUUAGCGAAAAUAAGGCUGCAGAGUAUGAACGUGUGCUGGGCGUAGUAUGGGAUACGAUAGAAGACGUCUUCUGUUUUGAGACCGCUUCGAAGUUCGAGUGUUCCAAAGUCCUCCGAGGAGAAGAACAUCCCACCAAGCGGAUGGUACUCAGCAUAGUCAUGGCACAGUUUGAUCCGGCCGGAUUCCUAGCUCCAGUUACCAUCCUGGGUAAAAUGCUGGUGCAAGAUCUGUGGAGAACAGGAUGCCAGUGGGAUGAUGCGGUAGAUGACCUAUCAUACAAAAAGUUGGCGCGGUGGACGAGCAUGUUGGCGAAUGUCCAGGCAUUUAAGUUGUCGCGCAGCUACUUCGGCACUGCGAGGUCCGAUGAAAUCCGGGACGUACAGCUGCAUAUUUUUGCGGACGCGGGUGAGACGGGGUAUGGAUGUGUGGCAUAUUUUCGUGCCAUGGUGCGUGGAGAGGUGAAGUGCACGCUAGUGAUGAGCCGGGCGAAAGUUGCUCCCUUGAAACAAGUGUCAAUUCCGCGACUGGAGCUUCUGGCGGCGGUACUGAGUGCACGGAUGUCACAUACGGUGCGCGAAAACCUCAGCAUAUCUAUUAGCAAAGUGGUAUUUUGGAUAAAUGCAGAGGUGGUACUAUCGUGGAUUAGAUCCGACCAGCGCCGCUAUAAACAGUUCGUUGAUUUCCGCAUCGGAGAGAUCCUGAGCUUGACGAAACUAGCAGACUGGCGGUGGGUUCCGACAAGGCUAAACGUUGCAGACCUGCUGACGAAGUGGGGAAAGGAUCCAGAUCUACAUCCGAGUGGUCCGUGGGUACGAGGCCCACAGUUUCUGUACGACCGGGAGGAAAAUUGGCCGAGGAAGAGUUUGCCGCCGGCUAAUACGACUGAGGAACUUCGGGUUCAUCUGUUGCUACACGACGUCAAGGUACCAGCGGUUCUUGUAGACGCGAACCGCUUCUCGAAGUGGACGAUCCUGGUCCGAACGAUAGCGUGCGUGUUUCGAUUUGUGACGAACUGUAGACGGAAAAAAGGGAAACUGCCGAUAGAAACGUUGCGAGCAACGAAAGGUCAGCUGAAGUCGCAUAUAUCAAAUGCGGGUGCGUCGGUUCGACUACCACUACAGCAGAAGGAGUACGAGCAAGCAGAGCGAUGCUUGCUGAAGGUAGCGCAGUCGGAGAGUUUUAUCGAUGAGCUGAAGGUGCUGUUGAGGAACAAAGAUCGUCCGACGAGCCAGUGGAUGGCACUUGAGAAGUCUAGUCCGCUAUACAAGUUGACCCCGCUGGUAGAUGAGUAUGGCUUGAUCAGAAUGGAGGGCCGCGUGGAGCGGGCAGAGUUUCUACCGUUCGACUUGCGGUUCCCAGUCAUUCUUCCGAACGACCACAGAAUUACGAAGCUGAUAGUCCAACAUUACCAUGAGAGGAGUGGCCAUGGAUACCGCCAGGCGGUUAAAAACGAGUUGCGGCAGCUGUACUACAUUCCGCAUGUAGAUGCAGUGGUGAGAAAAGUGUCGGCGGCCUGCGUCUGGUGUAAAGUACAUUGCUGUCGUCCCCAUGCUCCACGGAUGGCUCCACUACCAGUGUACCAGUGCACGGCAUGCACACUACAAACGGUCAUCAUCAUUAUCAUCGCCGGUUUCCAUCAUCGUCAUCGCAACAGCAGCGCACGGCAUCGGUCACUGACUGCCGGUUCUAUGGGACAGAAGAAUCUUCCCAUCAUCAGCAAAAGCCGUGAAGAAGACUCACAAAUGACGACGACAGGACAGCCAGCGCAGCAUACACAACAUUACUCCCCAACGCAAGCUGCUGUUGGUGCUUCCCUGUCGGCGGCGUCAACAUAUGAUCUCAUAAAUUUAGACUGA